Messenger RNA from Bombus terrestris (buff-tailed bumblebee), 2893 nucleotides. RefSeq lists its product as uncharacterized. The record is from RefSeq and is a predicted model, not a curated record. Gene Ontology annotation, molecular function: serine-type endopeptidase activity. Gene Ontology annotation, biological process: proteolysis. Bases 188 to 2602 code for a protein of 804 amino acids. Lineage: Eukaryota; Metazoa; Arthropoda; Insecta; Hymenoptera; Apidae. The transcript is spliced from 8 exons.
GAAGCAGUUGACCAUGGUUGUAGACAAACCAUUUGCUAUAUAGUCGGCAUCCUCAACUCGAACGUGAUGGAUGUCACUCUCUGAAUCGCUCGUGAAGUACAUAUCAAAGCCACAAUAAUUCAGAAACUAUACGUGAAAUCUAAUACUUUGGUUUUUCUCAACAACUGUUAUCAUUUUAUGCGUUAAAAUGAUUAAGUUAUUUGCUUUUAGCAUUUUGCAAGCUAUGAUGCUUGUUGCAGUCGCUCAAUUUCAAGGACAAUCGAAUUGUGUGUCACUUUAUGGUGUAUCCGGUCAGUGCAUCGGAUUACGUCAAUGUCCACAAAUACUGAAUAUUCUUCAAACACGACCCCUUACACCACAAAUAAUAGAUAUAUUAAGACAAUUACAGUGCGGUUUCGAUAGUCCUGACAACCCUCGAGUAUGUUGCCCUAUACAAAACGGAAAUAUCAAUACAGCAACUCGGAGCAAUGAAUCUCGUAUUGAUGAUAACACCGGAAUAAAUUCGAAUUCUUGGCAACAAAAUACCAACAAUCAAAAUCUACAAUACGAUAUUUUUAACAAUCCUUUGCUUCCUACUGAAUGCGGCAAAGAUUUAACUCAAAGGAUCGUCGGUGGAGAACGCGCAGGUCUCGACGAAUAUCCAUGGAUGACACUCUUGGAAUACCUUACAUUAAAUGGAAUGUAUACAGCUUGUGGUGGAGUCCUUAUAAGUCAGCGUUAUGUUCUAACGGCAGCUCAUUGUGUCAAAGGCAAAGAUAUACCAAGUACAUGGCGACUGCGAAGUGUCCGUUUAGGCGAAUACAAUACCGAUACCAAUCCUGAUUGCAUUAAGGACGAUGAAAACAGCCAAAUUUGCGCGGACGAAAUCGUGUCGGUUGAAAUCGAAGAACAAAUUGCUCAUGAGAAUUACCGGCCACGAUCAAGAGAUCAGAAAUAUGAUAUCGCUCUGCUAAGAUUGUCCCGUGAUGUUACGUUUACCAAUUAUAUAAAACCUAUUUGUCUGCCACCAAAUGCUUCUCUCGGACAAAGACUAUCUGUUGCCGGCUGGGGAAAGACAGAGAACGGUUCAUCGUCGAACAUAAAGCUAAAACUUACGUUGCCUAUAGUUGACGAAGUACAAUGCCAGAUGACUUAUGGAAACGUAGGAGUGGCGUUGGGUUACGGGCAGAUUUGUGCCGGUGGACAAAAGGGUAAAGAUUCGUGUAGAGGAGAUUCUGGUGGAUCUUUAAUGGCUGUAGAACGAGAUCAGAAUGGUAGCGCUAGAUGGGUAGCUGUUGGUGUUGUUUCCUUUGGACCAUCACCUUGCGGUAUGCCUGGAUGGCCUGGCGUUUAUACCAGAGUAAUUGAUUUUGUACCUUGGAUACUCAGCAAAAUGAGACCUUUUCAAGAAAAAGAAAAAGAUAGCUUUGACGAUAGCUUUGACGAUAGUUUCGUAAUCAACAUGAUUAAUCAUUUACUUUUAGUCGGAAUUUUGGUUUUAUGCGGAGUCAGUGCGCAAGAUAUAUGUACCACGCCACAGAAUAAAACUGGUGUUUGCAUCAAUAUACACAGUUGUCAACCAAUUGUAGAGAUUCUUAAACGACAAAAACCAUUGUCACAGGAAACUUAUGAUUAUUUGAUCAGUUUACAAUGCGGAUUUGAGAAUAAAGAUCCCAAAGUGUGUUGCGAACAGCGUUCGUUAAUAACUGAAUCCACAACCACAACGACAACCACAACCACAACAGAAAAUCCGUUGUUUACUCCCGAUCCCCCAGACGUCACGAAUCAUCCGAAUUUACCAUUACUGGAUCAUAAUUUGUGCGGCCCAAUAUCGCAAGAAAAGAUUUUUGGUGGUAACAAAACACGCAUAUUUGAUUUUCCAUGGAUGGUAUUGCUCGCCUACAAUACUGGGAAACAAAUCCCAGAAUUCAAAUGCGGAGGAUCGUUAAUCAAUAAACGAUAUGUACUCACCGCUGCUCAUUGUAUUACAAUGCUACCGAGUGAUUUUACAUUAAUCGGAGUACGACUAGGAGAGCAUAAUUUGAAUACUGAGCGCGACUGUGACAAAGACGAAGACGGUAUCGAAAUCGUUUGCGCUGAAAGAUAUCAAGAUAUCGGUAUAGAAAGUACCCACUUUCACCCACAAUAUUCAAGAGCGAAAUUACAAAAUGACAUUGGUUUACUACGACUGGAUCAGGACGCCGAUUUUAGACCACAAAAUGUGCGGCCUAUUUGUAUGCCAAUCGGAUCAGCUGCAACUUUGACUAGAAAAAAAGUAAUAGUAACGGGUUGGGGCGCAACUGAACGUGGACCACACAGUCCGGAUUUGCUGCAGGUUCAGUUACAACUAAUAGCCACAGAUAAAUGUGCAGAAAUGUAUGAAAGACAGGCGCGAAUUUGGUACAAGCAAAUGUGCGCGGGCGGUAAAAGCGGUAUGGAUUCUUGUUCGGGAGAUAGCGGUGGGCCACUUCAGGCUCCAGGAAAUUAUAGCCAUAAUUUAAAAUUCAUUCAAUAUGGAGUUGUCAGUUUUGGACCUCGCAUGUGUGGUAUGACAGGAACACCUGGAGUUUAUACAAAGAUUGUGUAUUACCUAGAUUGGAUUUUAGAUACUAUCAGGGCAUAAAAUAUACACACAUAAUAUUGAAAUUGUUGUUAAUAUUUUUGAAAUUAAGAAUUGAUUUUUUAAACAUCGAAUAAAAAUUAAUCUGGUAAUUUCAAAGCGCUUUAUUUAUAAAUUCUUUUUCUGCUAUAAAUAUUGUAUUAAGAUUAUACAUAAGUCUAAUUAUUUGUAUCGUAUAGUUCGUACCGUUUCAAUCUGUUUCCUAAUAACAUUGAAAUAAAUUUUUACUGAUUUUAUUUUUUGUUUAAAUAGAGUGUAAAAUACGUGAAGAAAUAUAAAGAUAAAGAAAAAAGA